Spirodela intermedia is the source of this 2664-nucleotide messenger RNA. NCBI's taxonomy places the organism in Eukaryota, Viridiplantae, Streptophyta, Magnoliopsida, Alismatales, Araceae. The record is from the annotation of a GenBank genome assembly.
AUGAUGGCAAACGUUUUGCUGUCUGUUACGAUGAAUACUUUUAGUCAAAAUGGUGCUGGAAUGUAUCCAAUUUCCACUAAUAGAGAGCGUCAUUGUCAUUGGAAAGGCAGUGCUUUCAAUGAAAUGAAGUCGAGCAGUCUAAGAAGCGGAACUUGCAUAAAGGGCAAAGUAGCACCCAUCGGCAAUGCUCUGGAAAGGCAUGGGUUGAGAGUUUGUUCUGCUUCACAACGAAUUGAUGCGCACACAGAGCCAGAUUUGCAUGUGACCAAUAAAAAUGAAGAAUUGAAAAGAAGAUCUUAUAGAUUUCAGACAGAAAAUGGUGGGGUAGUGAAUGUGUCCAUUGGAGCAAAAGAGUUUACUUAUGCUGUACAUGUUGAAGUCUUAAAUAUGCCAUCUUGGUUCAAUGAGCAUAACUCAGUAUUACGCUGGCAGAUGUUGAGAUCUGAUUCAUCAUGGUCAAUCAAGAUAGAUUCUCAAUUUUCAGCUUUUAAUGCACGCCAACUUGGAUCAGAGACUGAUCAUUCUAGUGAUAUUCUAUUAACUCAAACAUCUCCCGGUAGACACACAUCGGAGUUGGAAAUAAAUUAUUCUGAAGUUCCUUUUUGUCUCUCAUUUCUUAUUUAUUCAUCAUUUUCAUCUGAUGGUGCUAAUGGGCGGGUGGUCAGAACUGCUAGAAAGACAAGCUUUCGGGUUCCUGUGGGUUUUGCACCGGGAAAUCCAAUGCCACUUGGUGUUUCUUUCUGUGAUGAUGGGGUAGUAAAUUUUUCUCUGUUUUCAAGGAAUGCUGAAAGAGUUGUUCUCUGCCUUUUUGAUGAUCAGUCAAAGAAGCCUUCAUUAGAAAUUGAUUUAGAUCCUUGUGUUCAUAGAACAGGCGAUAUUUGGCAUGCCUCUUUGGAAAAUGUGAGGAACUACAUCAGGUAUGGUUACCGGUGUGAUGGAGAUCUGCUUCACAAUAAGGGAGGUAGUCCUGUGUUUCUGGACCCAUAUGCAAAGGUAAUUAGAAACCUCUCACCUGAUGACAGUGAUUUUUCUCUCUCAAACUUUCUAGGCCACAUUCAGAAGGCAACAGCUUUUGAUUGGAGCGGUGAUGUUCGUUUAUGCCUUCCAACAGAGAAAUUGGUCGUUUAUCGAUUAAAUGUGGGUAAAUUUACUGGGGACGAAUCUAGCACUUUAUCUGAAGAUAUUGCUGGAACCUUUUCUGGUAUUGUUGAGAAAAUACAUCACUUCAAGAAUCUGGGCGUCAACGCAAUACUACUUGAGCCAAUCUUCUCCUUUGAUGAAAAACAAGGACCAUAUUUUCCAUACAAUUUUUUUGCCCCAAUGAACAUGUAUGGACCUAAAGGUAAAGGUGAGUCAGCUACGACUUCCAUGAAGGAGAUGGUUAAAUCUCUGCAUGCAAAUGGUAUAGAGAUUUUAUUAGAGGUCGUUUUCACACACACUGCUGAAGGGAGUGAAAUGGCCAAUCAAGGUAUUAGUUUUCAAGGAAUUGACAAAUUGUCUUAUUAUGUCGAAGAAGAUAAAAGAUCAGGAGCCAACACUUCAUUAAACUGCAAUAUAUCCGUAGUCCAGAAGAUGAUCAUCGACAGUCUCCGUCAUUGGGUGAUUGAUUUCCACAUUGAUGGAUUUUGUUUUGUGAAUGCAUCAUACUUUACGCAGUGUUCAAGUAAACACCAUUCAUCUCGCCCACCGUUGAUUGAAUCAAUUGCAUUUGAUCCAGUACUGUCUAAUACGAAGCUCAUUGCAGAUUUCUGGUCCCCUCGUGACAUGUCAUACCAUGAAAUUGAUUUUCCCCACUGGAAGAGAUGGUCAGAAAUCAAUUCGAAAUUUUGUAAAGAUGCUAGAAACUUUUUGAGGGGUGAAGGACUUCUGAGUGAUCUUGCGACCCGUCUCUGCGGUAGUGGGGAUGUCUUUUCAGAUUCUCGGGGCCCUGCUUGUUCUUUUAAUUUUGUUACAAGGAAUUCUGGGCUUUCUCUCGUUGAUUUAGUCAGUUUCAGUGGGAGCAAGCUCUCAUCUGAGUCUAGCUGGAACUGUGGCGUGGAAGGUCCAACAAGUGAUAGCGCUAUCCUUGGAACACGACUCAAACAGAUACGUAAUUUCUUAUUUCUCUUGUUUGUAUCUCUUGGAGUUCCUGUCCUUAAUAUGGGCGAUGAGUGCGGCCUGUCAAAUGGUGGUUCAACAUUAUACCGUGACAGAUGUCCAUUUGAUUGGGCCUAUCUAGAAACAAGUUUUGCUCUUCAAGUUACACAGUUUAUUUCUUUUUUAAGCUCCCUUAGGGACAGGAGAAGUGAUCUUUUUCAAAGGAGUACUUUCCAUAAAGUUCAAAACAUACAAUGGCGUGGUCUUGAUCUCUCUGAACCCAAAUGGGAGGACCCUUCUUCCAAGUUCCUGGCUUUGACACUAAAGGCUGACAAGGAUGAAAAGCAACCUGACUCCGACGAAGGAGACAUGUUUAUUGUGUUCAAUGGCAGUGAUGUGCCAUCUACUGCAGUUCUACCUGAAGCUCCAGAACGAUAUAUGUGGUUCCGUUUAGUCGACACUGGCUGUCCAUUUCCUGGAUUUUUCUCUAAUAGUGAUGAUCCUGAUUGUUCUCAUUUUUCAGGACUAGAAUCUUAUGAAUUGAAGCCUCAUACGUUUUCUUUAUUUGAAGCCAAAGAAAGCAGUUAA